GGAGAGAGAGAGAGAGAGAGUGAGACGCCUGGGAGUCAAUGGCAACGGCCCGCGUGCAACAACCGGCACCCAACACGACCAUGGCGGCCGGGCAGGAGGAUGGCACCUACUACCUGGAGCAGGUUAGCAUUGUAGAAGAUUCUGAGGAUGAUUUCCAAUAUGAAGAGAUUCCUCCCGAUGAUUACUUGGGGUUUCUUGCUGAAGAUGAAGAUUUUCAGUUCACAGUAAAAUCUGUAGAGGAGCAGAAUGAAGAUACCAAAGCAGCUACCCAGCAGGGUGAAUUGAUUUUGAAACCGACUUUGUCCCAUAGACCAGAAGUAGUUGAUGAUUUUCUAAGGAAUUUUCUUAUUAAGAUGGGAAUGAUGAAGACUCUUGAUUGUUUUCAAACGGAAUGGUAUGAAAUGCUGCAAAGAGGCAUUUUGAACAUUGAUGAUAUGGGAUUUGUUCCUGAUGUUUAUACUCACAACCAGCUUCUAGACAAUAGGAUCGCAAGUUUGAAGAAAGAGUUAGAAAAUUACAAGGCAGCAUCCCAUAAAGCUGGUGAAAUAUUAAUAAAACUUAGGAAAGAACGUGAUUUUCAUAGAAUGCAUCACAAACGGGUGGCACAAGAAAAGAAUAAACUCAUUAAUGAUAUUAAAAGAUUGAAAAAACACUAUGCAUCCUAUGAACCUACUCUGAGUGAACUUACAAAUAAGUAUCAUAAUGCAUUGAAGCAGAAAAUGCUGACCAGUUUGGAAAAAGACAGAGCUGUUGGACAGUUGUCAGGGUUGCAAGCCACUUUGCGCACUAUGAAUUGUGGACAAGAUAAUAUCAUCCCUCUGAUUUCAGGUUACAAGACCUACAGAGAAUGCAAAACAUUUGCCUGCACCCAGAAAACAGUUAAUGAAAUAAGAGGGCAAAAGAAUGAUGAACCAUCCAACGAUUCAAGAGAAUUACCUAAAAAGCCACAAAAAACAGUUGAGCAAAAGCAUUCAAAGGACUCUGAAUUUCCUCGUGACACAAGAGUAAACCCUUACCUUGCUCAGAUGAAAAGAAAACCUAAUAAUUUGCUUAGAUCAGGAGAAUGCAGAAUGACCAAGACUCUGAAACUGCAUGAGCUGGCAGUGAGCUGCUUAUCUCUUCAUCCACGAAAAGAAAUCUUGGUGACUGGAAGUGAUGACCGCCUCUGGAAAAUGUGGUCCAUUCCCAAUGGUGACAUUAUCAUGACUGGUGAAGGUCAUGCUGAUUGGCUUUCUGGCUGCAGCUUCCAUCCCAGUGGUAACCUACUUGCAACUGUGAGUGGAGACAGUACAGUGAAGAUAUGGAAUUUCCUGAAGACUGACUGUUUGUUGACAUUCAAGGGACACCUCUCGUCUAUCUGGGGCUGUUCAUGGCACACGUGUGGUGACUUUGUGGCUUCCUGCUCAAUGGAUAAGACCAGCAAAAUCUGGGAUAUUCAUAGUGAGAGAUGCAGAUAUACACUACGUGGUCAUGUCAGUUCUGUAAACAGCAUUGAGUUUGUUCCCUUCUCAAACAGUCUACUUACAAGUUCGGCAGACAAAACUAUUUCUCUCUGGGAUGGCAGAACGGGGCUUUGUGCACAGACUUUCUUUGGUCACGUGCACUCCUGCAAUUAUGCCACCAUGAACCUGAAGAGUGACACAAUUGUUUCAUGUGACUCUUCUGGAAUCGUGAAGCUUUGGGAUAUGAGAAGAGUUGCAUUAAUGCUAACUGUUGAUGUUGGAUCCCAUUCAGCCAACCAAGUGGUCUUUCAUUCAUCCGGUCAAUUGGUGGUCGUCGCCAGUGACGAUGGGACUGUGAAAAUAUUGGAUCUUCCUUCCAGUCAGUUGUCCAGUCUGGCGGGACACGAAGACGCGGUACAGUGUGUGCUGUUUGACCACAAGGGCGAAUAUGUGAUUUCAGGAGGUUCGGAUGGCACUGUGCGUUUCUGGACAUAGAGCAAAUACCCACAACAAUCUAAUAUAGAUUUAAGAUGUCUUUUAAAAAACGUUUCUAACUUUCAAUGACCUUAAUGUGAUGUAUUUCUUCAGAAACCGUUUGAUAAUAAUAUGGCAGUGGGCUUUUAGAACUUUAUUCUAGGUUUGUAUCACUAUAAUUUUGAUAUGCAUUGCAAUGCUUAAUAAACCUCCUCGAUUAACACGGGUUGGAGUUUGGUUGAAAUUACCUUAGAAGUUUUAGGACACUUUAUAUUACUGUCAAAAGCGUGUCCAGUGCAUCUUCGGACCAUCAAUACUAAUCGAACACGUCAAAGGUUACGGUAUAUCGGUUUUGUUCCUAAGAAAUAAAUAAAAUGUGUUCUGCCUGGUG
Molecule: messenger RNA, 2307 nt
Organism: Callorhinchus milii (elephant shark)
Lineage: Eukaryota; Metazoa; Chordata; Chondrichthyes; Chimaeriformes; Callorhinchidae
Product: sperm-associated antigen 16 protein
Exons: 16
Coding region: 39-1937 (632 amino acids)
Biological process (GO): axoneme assembly
Cellular component (GO): axonemal central apparatus
Molecular function (GO): protein binding
Source: RefSeq, a predicted model, not a curated record